Molecule: messenger RNA, 8129 nt
Organism: Colossoma macropomum (tambaqui)
Lineage: Eukaryota; Metazoa; Chordata; Actinopteri; Characiformes; Serrasalmidae
Gene: leng8
Product: leukocyte receptor cluster (LRC) member 8
Exons: 15
Coding region: 317-2848 (843 amino acids)
Cellular component (GO): nucleus
Source: RefSeq, a predicted model, not a curated record
UCACCGGCGACCAUUUUGCAGUAGGUGUUGACUCGCAGUAACCGCCGUAGCUCUGGAUCCGUUUUUCGGUUAUGGCCUAAAUAUCAGUUAGUUUCGCGUUUGAAACGGGUCCAUCCAGCAGUUUACACUGUUCUCCGUGUUGCAGUGUUGUGUUAUUUCGGCGAAGGUGAAAAACUCCGUCUCCCGCUGUAGAAGCCGGAGCUGCGGAGCUUCUCUUGUCUGAGGAAAGCUAACUGGCUAAUUAGCUUAGCUUAGCUUAGCUUAGCUCAGCUCGGCCGCCUCGGUUUCAGAGCGGCCUGAAAACUCUGGCACCAAAAUGGCGACGAACGCGGCGCAGCAGGCCCCGACACCGAGCUGGGCUUAUGGAGGCAGUUCUGCAUCUGAGGCUCCUGUGCAUGAAAACCCAGAGUGGGAGAAGGCCCGACAGGCCCUGGCCUCUAUCAGCAAAAGCCAGAACUCCACCAAGACGUCACCAGCCAACCGCACCACCUCACAGGCUGGGCAGUACCAGACAGCAGUGACUGACUCUUCUGCAAUGCAGCAGCAGCAGCAGCAACAACAACAACAACAGUACUAUCCAUGGUACCCACAGAACCAGCAACAGUACCCAGGAUACGCGUACCCUUACUACAACUACUACCCUAUGCCUCCGUAUGGAGGCGGGUAUCCCCCGGCUCAGUAUGGUGUUCCAGGACCUUACAUACCACCGACAACCCCUACUGGACAGCCUCCGGCCAUGCCCAUGAUGGAGGAGCAGUCCUCCAGUUACUCGUCUGAACCCCAGCCACCGCCACCCGCUGUACCCCAGCCCCCCCCACAGAGCCCCACCUCAUCUGACCAGCCCCCUCCCCCACCACCCCCGCCCAUACCACCCCCACCCAAUGCCCAGUACCCCCCACCCCCCUCCCAAACCCCCUACAAUCCAAACGGUGCCCUACCCUACAGCCCCACUGACUCCAACCCCAUGAGGGGCUAUAAUCAUGGGCAGCCUAGGCCAAGUUACCAGGGUUACCAGCCUCCGGGUUACCCGCCUCCACCGCAGCUGGGUCCAGGGCAGGGCCCCUAUGGAGGAGCUGGCAGAGGAGACGGCAAUAAGAAACCCAACAAUACAAAUAUGAACAAGGGUGGUCAGCAGCUGUGGAACCGUAUGAAACAGGCUCCUGGAACUGGUGGUGUGAAGUUUAACAUCCAGAAACGCCCAUAUGUGAUGGCCAAUCAGAACUUUCCCCCUGGCGAACAGCCGCCUGGCUUGGCUACUUCCACGGCAGCCACCACCGGGACCUCAGCAUCUUCAGCAGCAACAACUUCCACUGCAGGAGCUGCUCAGGCAGGCCCUCAGGACUGGCCUCAGGCCAUGAAGGAAUAUGUGCAGCGUUGCUUUGCGGCCUGCGAGACAGAAGAGGACAAAGACCGCACAGAGAAGGUGUUGAAAGACAUUCUGCAGAGUAGGCUGCAAGAUGGCUCUGCCUUCACUAUUGACUGGACACGAGAACCACUACCAGACGUGAAGCCCAGACAGUCUCGCUGGGAGGCCAUUCCUCAGCGCUCGCAGGAGAACGCCAGUGGUCGAGGUGGAGCCACCCGAGGCAGGGGCGGGGCCAGACUGGGUAACUAUAGAAAUGUGUUUUCUCAGAGAAGCCCUUCCUCAAGCUCUUCCCGUUCCUCGUCACGAUCGCCUUCCCCUCACAGCCGUCACAGAGACAGGAGUAGACACCGCCGCAGCGACUCUGGCUCCCAGUCAGAUAGCAGCAUGUCCAGCGACCUCUGGCCUGUCUCUCGUCGGCAACAGCGGGCCGGACGAGGCCGAGGGGAAGAAAGAGAUCGAGGGAGGGGAGGAGGAGAGAGAGGCAGAGGAAGAGGAGGAAAAGGAAACCGAGGGCGCAGGAACAUGGAUGACCCUGGUAGUGGCAUUGGUAAGAAACGAAAGGGAGGCAACGCAGGCUUGGAUUUCCACGACCCGAACCGCGAGGCGAAGAAGCAAAGCCGAGCUGCGCGUUUCCACACCAAACGCACUGAGCCUCUGGUACUGAACAUCAACGCCUUCGACCUUCCAAAUGGCACCCAAGAGGGGCUCAGCUGGGAGGACUGCCCCAUUGUGGGAACCUGCCAGGAGAUCACCAAAAACUACCUGCGCCUCACCUGCGCUCCAGACCCUUCCACAGUCAGACCUGUUCCUGUAUUGAAAAAGGCUCUGACUGCAGUGAAGGCUCACUGGAAGACUAAUCAGGAUUACCAGUACGCCUGUGAACAGAUGAAAUCAAUACGACAGGACCUCACUGUGCAAGGUGUGCGAACGGACUUCACGGUGGAGGUCUACGAGACGCAUGCGCGUAUUGCACUGGAGAAGGGAGACCACGAGGAGUUCAACCAGUGCCAGACGCAGCUGAAGGCACUUUAUAAGGACUGCCCGUCGAGCAACGUGGGAGAAUUCACCGCCUACAGACUACUGUACUACAUCUUCACUAAAAACUCUGGAGACUUGACCACCGAGUUGGUGUACCUCACCCCCGAACUCCGCGAGGAUGAGUGCGUGUCUCAUGCUCUCGCGCUCCGUGCUGCCUGGGCGCUUGGAAACUUCCACCGCUUCUUCCAGCUGUACAAAAGAGCGCCACGCAUGGCUGCUUACCUCAUUGACAAGUUUGUGGAGCGUGAGAGGAAGUUAGCGCUGGGGGCCAUUUUCAAAACGUUCAGGCCCUCUGUGCCGGUGGAGUAUGUGCAGUCCAGCCUGGCCUUUCCUUGUUUAGAUACAUGUUUGGCCUUUCUGACUGGGCUUGGGGUUACGUUUACCCCCUCAGACCCCAGCAAGAUAGACUGCAAAGCCAGCUCAGCUUGUCUGACCACUUCAUAGAAGGGACAGGGAAGGGGAGGAUAAUUUGAUAGGCGAGACAUAAGGGACCAUAUAUCUGCUCAGCACAGCCAUCCAAACUCAGUUUAGAGGGAGAUGAUAUUGUAUAGCAAUGACUAGAUUUAUAUUUAUAUUCUUAUAACUCUUAUAGAGCGUGACUUGCACACAGAAAUGGACUGUAAACACACAGUAACUUAGUUGCCAGUGCCACAGUAUGAUUUUCGCUGAGUUACACACACUUGGAACCUCAGAAUUUUUAAACAUUAGGAGAGAACUUGCCCACACACAGUAGAAGCGCCUUCAUUGGCUCAGUAGGUGUAGACCAUCUUCAGCUGUCAGAGGAUUUUAGGACAGGUUGAAGGGAAGUUUCUGGGUGUCCCGUUUCCUAGCCUUCAAAAAUCAUUUUGAAGCUAACAGUGUUCUGUGUUCUCAUGUUUUUUUCUCCCCUCAAGCUAACAGCCUCAGAGAAGCUCAUGUGAAGAGAAAAGCCCUCAAAACCAAAGAUGUCAAGAAAAAAAAAGCCUCUGAUGAAGUUUUCUUCAUCUUCCAAGCAUCCUGAUCGUCUAGUCAAGACAAAGACGCCUGCUGGAAGUUUUCUGCUCCAUACAAAGUAGUCUCCUUCGAUGAACUUUUGCUUUGCUUUUCAUCACAGAGCUGAGCCCGGUGUGAAGAGGAUGGUUUGUAUGCCUGUUGUCUGCAUUGUACGAAUAUCGGAGAAGCUUCGGAAAAGUUGGUAUCUUCAGAGUCUAAAGGUAUGGACUUAGAAAGAUGGCGUCUGCAGGAUGUUAGCCUACUCUGGCCAAGCGUUAGUGCUUCAAAGCCUCAUCAGCAAAGCCCUCUACCUUUCCACGUCGCCCCCAAACCCCUCAGUUUACCCCCCCACGUCAACACAUGCACACACCAGAAUCUGGCCUUCACCGAAUCCACUAAAUUCAACACCCAGAGAAGCAUAGCUCAGUGAAUCGGCUGCAACCAAGCGAAAGACUUGAGUCGUGCGGAUAUAGAGCUAUCUCCAGUGCAGUUCUGCAGCCUGUUCCAGUCUUAGGGCCACUUAGGAAGACCAACAUCAGCUAUACCUUGAAGAUUAAGGUCCCCUUCAACAUCAUCAUGCAGAUAUUACGGAGUUACCCAACAUCAUGGAUGACGGCGCUUCAGUCAACCAAAACAAGGCAGCCUCAGAAUGUGGCAAGUGCAGUUCCAGCGCGUUCCACCAGAUGGCGGCGACAGCAUCAUUGUCUCAUCUCGUCUCUGUGGUGGGCUGCUGCUUCUGUCCGAUCAGGAGCUGGCAGUGUGUAUGGGUUUGUAUUCUUGUGUGAUCUUGCCUCAUCAGCGUCCACCGUGACCCUGGGCACGUAUGUAUGGCUGGUAAGAAAUAAAGAGACUCCGCUGUUUGGAAGGAGCAAGAUUGAACAGCAGGAGAUGUUCUACUGGGUUUUUAUUGGCAUUUGAUUGGAUGCCAUGCAGAAUAAAGUCAAGUAUAUUGUCUAAUAUGAUCUGAGAGAUGGUGACUCUGUCGAGAAAUGUUUUGCUUAGCAGCAGACACUAAAUUCAGUUGCCAAAAAUGAGUGUCUACCAAAGAACAAAUUGUCCGUAAAUUGAAAAAAUGAUUGUAAUGGGUCUAGAAAGCUUGAGUACAACUCGUGAAUUUGAGCUAGGCUUGUUCCCCACCAUUGUUUAACCUGAAAGAGUUCCAGGUGAAGAUCCUUUUAAAGACACUUAAGUUCCUGUGUUUUGCAGUAUUGGUCUCAGGGUCAGCAGAAUACAGACUUAUACACAAGAUACCCUUAAUUUUUCUAGUUUUGCAAUUGAAACAGUAUUGGCAGAGCUUGAUGCAAAGUAUUGAGGCGUAGCACGAACGCUUGUGGUCAGAAACUAAGCAGAGAUGGUUCCCAUUCUUGUAUCCCCAACUCCUCUUCAGGUGAAGCAUUGACUUCUGUGGUAAUGUAAAUACUGUACAGAUUAGAUGAGCAAAUUUCCCUGUUUACAAUGGUAAGUGUGAUUCUGAUCUGAUGCAGGCAGUUUUUUAAAUGGACUCUAACUUUGGGCACUUGGUGCAUAUUUUUUGAUGUGAAUAUGUAAAAGUUGUACAUUUGAAAAGCUACUAAAUAUGUCCAUGAAUUUCCUGUUCCUGUGCUUAGUGAUAAGAGUAAUGCAAAAGGCUUGAUAAUUGUUUUUUUUAACCCCCUCCAAGUUUGUAUUGUAUAACACCAAAUCUUUUUCUUGUGUGCUUUAGGAAUUCAGAUCAUACCCCCAUUCUUUUUUUCAUCAGCAUUUUUCUCUUCAUUUUAUUUUAUUGCUUUUUGAUUUGUUUGUUUACUUUCACAUCUUCAGCUUCCCUAAAAAACACCAUCGAUUUAACUUGUCACUUCAGGAGCAACUAAAACCUUUAGACAAGAGAAAGAUUUGGUUUAAGUACUGUUUCCACACUCGUUAAGACCCUUUUUUGGAUAGACGCUUAACUCAUUUCUCUCAAAUCGGUGCAGUGAUGAUGGUAUUUUUUGAAAUAGUGGCUUUUCUUUAUUUGGCUUUAAUAGCAUUAUUAGCAGUUUGGUCAUAUUAACUGGUGUGUUUUGUUUCAGUACUUACUCUUAAAAGUAGAGUUGCCAAAAGGAUUCUUUGCAUCGUUCCAUAGAGUAAUGCUUUUAUGCUUCCCAUUAAAAAAGGUUUUUUUUUUUUAUGGGAAGCAUAAAGUACUGUUCUGCUUCAGAACAGUACUUGUCCUCAUUAGAUGAUCCAUAUUUUUGCUCCAACCCAGCUUGCAGCACAUAAGGAUUGAGCAAGAAACCUAGGGCUAGUUUCAGAACCGCUGCUUUAGCGAACCAUUUCUGGAAGUAAGAUGCUUGAUUUGGAAGAACCUUUUUAAACUUUAAAGAACCUCCACAUAAUUUGAAGUUUCAAGGUAGAACUUGGUAGAAAUUGGUGUAGAACCUUUACGUUAUGUCAAGGUAUUUGGAAACCCUCUAAACAAUGGUUAUCAAACUGGUUUUCAGGGACCCUCAGAUCGUCCAAAUCUUUUGCUCUGUACGGACUUGGAAUUGAGUGAAAUGUGGGCCCCAAGGACCAGUUUGAGAACUGUUACUUUAUAAGGUUCCUCUGACUCACAAAUAUCUUUUAAGCAUGGUUCUUUAGGGCAGUGGUUCUCAAAUUGGUCCUCGGGUCCCCCCAGAUAGUCUACAUUUUUUCAACCCCAGCUCACAACACGUAGAGAGAGAAGAAAAAUUUGGAUGCUCUUGGAGGACCCGAGGACCAGCUUGAGAACCAUUACUUUAAAAGGUUCUUCACACUCAAAUCUCGUCCAGUCGUGGUUCUGAAGCUGGUCCUCAGAGACCCCCCCCAGAUGGUCCACAUUUUUGCUCUAUAUGGAGUUGAGACUGAGUGAAAUGUGGGCCUCAAGGACCAGUUUGAGAACUGUUACUUUAUAAGGUUCCUCUGGCUCACAAAUAUCUUUUAAGCAUGGUUCUUUAGGGCAGUGGUUCUCAGAUUGGUCCUCGGGUCUCCCCAGAUGGACAUUUUUUCAACCCCAGCUCACAACACGUAGAGAGAGAAGAAAAAUUUGGAUGCUCUUGGAGGACCCGAGGACCAGCUUGAGAACCAUUGCUUUAAAAGGUUUCUCAAACUCACAUCUUCCCAUCAUGGUUCUUUAGGGCAGUGGUUCUCAAACUGGUCCUCAGAGACCCCCCCAGAUGGUUCACAUUUUUGCUCCAGCCCAGUUUUGGACUGUCUUGGGGGACCUGAGGACUGGUUUGAGAACCACUGCUUUAGGAAACCUAGUACUUCUAUGGUGAAGCUCAAAGAACCCUUCGUGGCAGCUUUAGCUUUAAGAGUGUAGAUGGUCUCCAUCUGCCUGCAAACCUGUUUUGUAGCAUUUAACAAGAAAUUUUGGUUUGGUUUCAUGCUUUGUUCCCUGUUCUGAGUUUAACUUGCUUGUUUGUUCUUUAUAAUAUUUCAGAUUCUGAUUUGACCACUUUUUUCGUUUUUUUUUGUUGUUUGUUUGUUUUUUUUUGAUGGUCUCCUGUGAAUGAGCCAGUUUGUUAUUGAGAAUUCUGAAGAAUGUUGUGACCCCUUUCUUCUUUAUCUUAAAUCUCUUUCACCUUCUGUAUCUCAUUACCAGAUUUCUCUUUUUGUCCUUGCAGUCAUGCAUAAUUGGAGCUAAGCGAGGGAUGAAAAAGAUGAAAACAUGAGAGGAAACUCGCAUCCAGAGCUGAGCUGGACGCUGGGAAGUGGGCACUGUGAGCCGCCACAAGCAUAAAUAAUGAAAUGCUUUCUUACUCCAGUAUUGCGAUGAUUGUUUCAGAUUAAUCGAAGCCUUAAACAGAGUUUUGUGUUAUUUUUUUUUAAACAUACUGUAAUUAUGCUUCAGAUAAGGUUGAGAUUCUUCAGUGUGAAAUGUAAACAUGAAUGUUGAUGUUAAGGUUUCUGGACAGAUUGGUAUGUUUAGAUGUGUGGUUCCCUCUUGUCCUCACGACUGUGUAAUGCUCGACUGGACAUUGGUCGUGCGAGCAUUAUAGAGUCUAUAGCUUUUCUCUCUCUCUGCAGCUCGUUUAGGGCACGAGACACAUCUGAACAUACCAAUAUCCUAAAUUAUUCCAGCUUUUACUGAUUUCCAGAUGAAUGUAAUAUUUCCUUGGUUUAAAUUGCUCCCAUUAACAGUUGCCCUCCUCCCUAAUCGAAUUGUUUUUUUUUCCUCCCUUGAGAAUGUAUGUUUAAUAUUUCCAGUCAUAUUUGCCAGUAACUGAUUGUACAGCUCGUUUUGAGUACUUCUAAUUGCCCCCCAUCCCUCUCUGUAAAUGUGGCUUGUGCUGUUUUUCCUCUCCUGCUUUUUCUGACCGCUUUCUCUUCGUUUCUUUAGUACCAGUUUUUUAGUUCUUUAAUUGGACCCCUUUUCCUCUCACUCCUUCACUCGUCAUUGGUUGAGUUUCCUGGUCUAGUUUUCAUUCUUUGUCUCUUCUUUUCUAUACUUUUUCUUUCCCUCUUUCUGUCCUCCCUUCCUCAUCCUUCCUUCCAUCCUCUCUCUCACUUCCUUCCCUCUCCUCCUUCUCUGUGUUUUAUAUGAUGAAUAUGUACUGGUUGUGAUGGCUGUGUUUGUGGUCUGUGCCGGGUCGUAAGUAUUCCCACAGCAGCGGCUUUGCCCCUCCGGCUUCUCUUCUAGCUCUAAACUCCUUAACAUCCUAAUGUCGGCCCUGAGCUUCAGCUCACAUCAGGAUCUGUGAUCUGACUUUUGUAUAUUCAUAACUGUACAUACUGAACCUUCUCUCGAGAAUAUAAUAAAUAGGAAUGAAUAAGU